Molecule: messenger RNA, 4192 nt
Organism: Alosa alosa (allis shad)
Lineage: Eukaryota; Metazoa; Chordata; Actinopteri; Clupeiformes; Clupeidae
Gene: nt5c2a
Product: 5'-nucleotidase, cytosolic IIa
Exons: 19
Coding region: 102-1826 (574 amino acids)
Molecular function (GO): 5'-nucleotidase activity
Source: RefSeq, a predicted model, not a curated record
GUCUACGCACGAAAGCGCAUGCGUGUCGGCGCAAUUGAUUUGGUGCAGUUGUUGCUUCCUCGGAGGUGCUCUAUAGUUUUUGUUUAACCUAACAAUUCAAGAUGACGACAUCAUGGAGCGACAGACUCCAGAACUAUGCAGAUGUUCCAGCCAACAUGGAUGGAAUGUCCAUGAAGAAAUACAGACGAGAAGCUCAUCACAGCUGUCCACGGGAACUGGCCCAGUGUCACCCAGCAAUGAGGGUUUUUGUGAACAGAAGUUUGGCGAUGGAGAAGAUCAAGUCCUUUGGCUUUGAUAUGGAUUACACUUUGGCAGUGUACAAGUCUCCAGAGUAUGAGUCACUGGGCUUCGACUUGACUGUGGAGAGGCUGGUCUCUAUCGGUUACCCUCAGGAGUUGCUCAACUUUGUCUAUGAUCCAGCAUUCCCCACAAGGGGUCUAGUGUUUGAUACCACCUACGGAAACCUCUUGAAGGUUGAUGCCUAUGGCAACAUUUUGGUGUGUGCACAUGGAUUCAACUUCAUGCGUGGGCCUGAGACCAGGGAACAGUAUCCAAACAAAUUCAUCCAGCGUGGAGACACUGACCGCUUCUACAUUUUGAACACACUCUUCAAUCUGCCAGAAACCUACCUAUUUGCCUGCCUGGUAGAUUUCUUCACUAACUGCUCAAGAUACACAAGCUGUGAAACAGGCUUUAAAGAUGGGGACCUGUUUAUGUCCUACAAGAGCAUGUUCCAGGAUGUCCGAGAUGCGGUGGACUGGGUCCAUUUCAAGGGAUCACUGAAGGUGAAGACUGUUGAGAACCUUGAGAAGUAUGUGGUGAAAGACUCCAAAUUGCCUCUCUUGUUGAGCCGAAUGAAUGAAGUUUCAAAGGUGUUCCUGGUCACAAACAGUGACUACAAGUACACUGAUAAAAUCAUGACGUACCUGUUUGACCUUCCCCACGGCCCACAAACUGGAAGUCCUCAUCGGCCCUGGCAGUCUUACUUCGACCUGAUCCUGGUGGACGCCCGCAAGCCGCUGUUCUUUGGUGAAGGCACGGUGCUGCGACAGGUGGACACGACCACUGGGCGUCUGAAGAUCGGCACGUACACGGGACCUCUGCAGCAUGGCAUAGUGUACUCUGGAGGCUCAUCUGACAUUGUGUGCGACCUGCUGGGCGCCAAAGGAAAGGACAUCCUGUACAUCGGAGACCACAUCUUUGGCGACAUCCUAAAGUCCAAGAAACGCCAGGGCUGGAGGACCUUCCUGGUGAUCCCCGAGCUAGCCCAGGAGCUACAUGUGUGGACAGACAAGAGUGCCCUGUUUGAGGAGUUACAGAGCCUGGACAUAUUCCUAGCUGAGCUGUACAAACAUUUGGACAGCAGUAGCAAUGAGAGGCCGGAUAUCAGCUCCCUCCAGAGGAGGAUUAAGAAAGUCACCCAUGACAUGGACAUGUGCUAUGGAAUGAUGGGAAGCCUGUUCCGCAGUGGCUCACGGCAGACGCUGUUUGCCUCGCAGGUGAUGCGCUAUGCUGACCUGUACGCCGCCUCCUUUAUCAACAUGCUCUACUACCCGUUCAGCUACCUGUUUCGAGCCGCCCAUGUGCUGAUGCCCCACGAGUCCACAGUGGAGCACACAAACAUGAACAUCAACGAUACCGAGUCGCCCAUGGCCACACGUAACCGCCACGCGCUGGACUUCCGCGACCACGAGUGCAAACGGCACCAGCUCACCCGGUCCAUCAGCGAGAUCCAGCCACCACACCUCUUCCCCACGACCCCCCAGGAGAUCACGCACUGCCACGAUGAAGAUGAUGAUGAAGAGGAGGAAGAAGAAGAAGAGUAAAAAAGGCAUUUGGUUCCGCUUACUGGUCCGUAACUGGACUUUUACUCAAAGGUUUGAGGAAGGGAAAAGUGUAGCCUCUUUAGGCUUGCAGGAUGUAUUUGGCAAUCAAUGUUUUCCCCUGGAUUUCUUUUUUGGAGAGAUGUUUUUCUUUAGUAUUUUCAUCAUUAUGUGUUGUGUUCUCUGUCGGUAUGAAUAGUUUGGGAUUAGGUCAACUGUAGAUUUUUUUUUUUUUAGGAGAACACUGUUUAUUUUUAUUUAUUUAUAUUUACUGUUUUUUUAUUUAUUGUAAAUGGGAGACCCAUUUACAAGGACUGUUUCACUGACCAAACUCCUCUUCCUGCCUGCUUGUGAUGAAGACGGAGAUGGACCUGAGACUUUUUACUUUUCUCUUUCUUUUUCUCCUUGUCUCUUAUCGAAUCAUUUGGUUAAUGUCAAGUCGAAAGGAUUUUUUUUUUGUCAUAUUGUGUUGUGGCCAAGGCCAUACUAAUUGCUGUUAGUUCUGAGGGAACACAAGUUGAAGUUGAUGGGGAUCCAAAUGGUGCAUCCAAAAAUGUGCAUGCUUGGGUGUUAUGAAUCUGCUUUAGGUUUCUGAGUGGUUUAUUAUGCUGUAGCCAUAUGGACAUGCAAUAUACUGUCAGCAGCUUUAAAUCUGCAUGGGAGCAGACCAAAUGAUGCAGUUUGGUCGACGCAAUCGCAGCAUCCUUUUUCAUUGACUACAUCUACAUCUAACCAAAGUGUCAAGACACGUUCAGUGUCAUUCAGAACAGUUUGUGUAUGCUCAAACUAUCAUAAGCACAACUUAGCAUAAGCAUAACUUUGUGGCUGAGGGAAAAAUAAACAGUUUUGGAAUAAGACAAUGGAGCAAAAAUUCAGACCUUACCUAUGCCUUCACAUUUAUCGUCCAAAAUGACAACAGAACAAAGACGUAGACAUGAAAACAUCUGUGUGAUAUAGGUGAGCUGACAGGGCUUGUGGAUGAAGGGGAUGUGCUUGUGCAAUCAAAGAGGCAAAGGAUACUGGGAAUGUUACCUAUUUCUGUUACUGGGAAACACUUGAGGUUCUAUUCACUGAGCAGCUGAUUUGAGCUGGAGCUGCCUUGAUGCAUUGCUCAACAGAUACACACAGGGCUAAACAUGCCUUGUUGUUGGGCCCUCCAACCAUCUCUGAUAAUUAUAGACAGUUCUAGAUGUACUGCAGAGCUAGCCAGUGCUGAGAUUAUUUGCACUUGUGCCAGAGUGGAGUAGGGAUUUGUUUUCUUAUUUCAUUUAUAUUUUAUUUGCUCCUUGUAAAUGCUGGAUUUUUGUUCUGAUUUAAUACAAAGACCAGUAUUUGUUUGAAUGUGUGUGUGUUUAUGUUUUAUUAACUGAAAGGUUGUUAUUAUUAUUCCUCUAUUGUGAGGCAGAUGGGACCCUGUCCAAUGGCACUCAGUAGUUUUUAAAAGGGAUUACUUUGACAUGUAGCAGAUUUCUAUGACUAUGACUAACUUUUGUCAGCAAGUAUGGUUACACAAAUGGAACGGAAAGAGAGCAAGUGGACCAAAAUGGCCAAAUUCUGCUCCAUUGCUUGUUCCUUCAUGCAGGCUUGACGUUUUGUGUAUAACACAGACUCGUUGCCCGUUUUAAAUUAUACAAUUACGAUCCCAAUUCUGUAUAAUGUUAAUGGUUUGAGAUCGUAAUACAGACAAAUGUCUCUUUGCAAGGAACUGUAAUGCAUCCAAGACCACUGUUAGGUGGGGGAUGUUGUCUCUUUCCAGAACAUUCUCUGGACGAUACCCAUAGUCAGCUUUGUCAAGGUAAAUGAUGUGAUUUGAACGGAUCUGUAUUACAUAAUUAAUUGAGCGCAAAAUAUGGAACUUUGCCUUUUGGAGUGUGUGAAUGUGUGUGAGCUAUCACUGUAGCACUGUAGCUGGGCAUAUGAGUGAACAUUAUGAAGGGACUCGAGUUGCCUUAACUCCAUAUGUCCUUUGCUCUUUAUUUUUGAUGGUCCAUGUGGGAUUGUUACGGUUGUGCGAAAUGGUUGAAUUUACUGGUUGAAUUUACUGCCAUAAGUAUAUUUUUCUUUGCCUUUGUCAUGAUAAUCUUUAUCUUACUAUGACCGAACACUCCUGUUCAUUAAGUUGUUUAAAUGGGAAUGCAAAUACUGCUAUAAUGUCAGUUGCCUGCUGUUUAGAAUUUUCCGGUUAUUUUGUUGUUAUUGUUUUCUUACUUUGUUUUCUUCUUUCUUUUUUUUUUAAAAUUUUAUGUCAUCAAGUGUUGGUUGUGCAUGUUCUUGCUUUCGAUUCAAAAUCCAAAUAAUUGAAAUAUUUUUUUUCCCCUCCUUUAUGUUCUAAAACAAGCGAAAAUAAAGUUCUACAAGGUUCUUUCGCG